Molecule: messenger RNA, 1572 nt
Organism: Linnemannia hyalina
Lineage: Eukaryota; Fungi; Mortierellomycota; Mortierellomycetes; Mortierellales; Mortierellaceae
Source: the annotation of a GenBank genome assembly
AUGCUACCCUCUGGACCCCGACCAACACUGCAGAGCCAGACACCCAAGAAUUACCAGCCCUCGGAGUAUGUGAAGGGCCUCAAGAAAAUAGAGGAUGCUAUCAAUUGGCAGCUCCCGACGACGUACUUCGCCGAAUCAGAACCUGACCAAUGGCUUCCAGAGCUCUAUUAUGCUGCGGGGUACAUCGACAUCGGUGCCUUUUUGGAAGGCCUCUCGAUCUUGAGCAAGAAGCGGAGCCUCAACUUGGGGCUCAGAGCCUUUUGCAGGGACCUCCUCACGCACUUGGUGUCGCAAGAUGGACGUGCAUUCCUCAGGUGCCUCGCAAAUGUCAAGUCGAUCACAAUUCAGGAAUCUGUUUUCCAGUCAGAAGUGAUUCUGCAGGGCCUAAAGUUGCAUAACCAGAAUACUGGACCCUCACUGUCGUCAUCACCGUCGGCAGCAGCAUCGUCAGCAGCAGCAUCGUCGGCAGCAGCAUCGUCGGCAGCAGCACCGUCGGCGGCAGCACCGUCAACAGUAUCGACAGUGGAUGAUGACACUGUUACUGCUGUUGAUAUAGACAACAACGACGGAUCCGAAAAGGUAGACGAGGGAGAGUACGAGGGAGAGUACGAGGGAGAUUACGAGGGAGAGGACGAGGAAGUGGAAUCAUCCCGAUCUAAAGCCUACAAAGACGCGCUUUGUUUCACGGAUGAGGCACCACAAAUGCCAACAGACAUCCCUUCGACAAAUUUGAAGAGGCUUGUUGCGUAUGCUCACAGAGUGCUCUCUGGAAAUGAUGCACAGCUACAUGAUCUCAAGGAUGAGAGCUUUGCCAAAAACGACUAUGAUCUGAAUUUCUUGCAACAAGAAGUGGAACUGCGCUUGGCUGAGCUUGUUCUGUGCGAGCGGGACGGAAGUUGGGUCACAAAGGAAGAGAAGGUGGAUCUUGCGGUGUCGCGGCAAGUGUACCAGAUCCUGCAUUUUUUUUGCGUGGUGAUUGGCUCUGGACAGUUCGAGAACAAGAACUCUGAGACGGAAUGUGUUGCGUAUUGGUCACACGUCUGGAGGAUUCUAUUCACCAAGACUUGCAUCAUUGUUAACACUGGUGAGAUUGCAUCAGUCGCGACAAGGGAUGACAUGCACAUGAACGAGCUUCUCUUUGGCACAGUAACACAGUCAGGCGGCAGGAAAACCGACACUUUGGUGUUGGCAAAGGAGGUCUCGGGAGGCGAGGUCCACUACAUUGAAUGCUCAGUGAAUGAGCACAAGCCUUUGCACGUGGGACAAGCUACUCUCAAGGAGCAAUCUAGAAAGGUUGUGAGGAUCAAUCGUAGCAUCCUUUCAUGCACAGGCUCGCAGAAGACAGUACUGUUCAUUGAUGCACACGGGCUCCGCGGCAAGAUCUAUGGUAUGCGUGCCAUCGAGGACGUUUAUGGUGUAUCCGCAGCCCUGGGCAAGGUCUGUUUGCCCUCCAACAAGUUUGAGAUGAGUGAGUUCCUGGUCUGCCAGCGUGUUCCCUCGAACUGCCCCCGUAUCGCCUUCUCUUCGGCCAGCCUCUCGAAGGAGAUUGAAUUCCAGUGCUUGACAAAAUAG